Messenger RNA from Perkinsus marinus ATCC 50983, 1625 nucleotides. RefSeq names its product Casein kinase I, putative. The record is from RefSeq and is a predicted model, not a curated record. NCBI's taxonomy places the organism in Eukaryota, Perkinsozoa, Perkinsida, Perkinsidae. Gene Ontology annotation, molecular function: ATP binding; protein serine/threonine kinase activity. Gene Ontology annotation, cellular component: cytoplasm; nucleus. The transcript has 15 exons. The coding region runs from base 1 to 1209 and encodes 402 amino acids. Gene Ontology annotation, biological process: endocytosis; signal transduction; peptidyl-serine phosphorylation.
AUGCGUGGCUCUUCGCAGUCCCCGUUGCCGGCUGAGACCCGCGUUGGAGGGUUGUAUGCGUUGGGUCGAAAACUUGGCAGUGGAUCCUUUGGAGAGAUCUUCCUCGCUGUUAAUGUUCAGACAGGAGAAGAGGUCGCUGCGAAACUGGAGAGUGCGAAGUCGAAACAUCCUCAGCUUCUAUAUGAAGCCAAGCUCCUCAAGCAUCUACAGGGCGGUCCGGGAAUCGCCAAUGUACAUUACUGUGAUGUUGAAGGAGAAUACAACGUGUUGAUAAUGGAUGUGCUUGGGCCUAGCUUGGAGGAUUUAUUCAAUACUUGUAACAGAAAGUUUAGUCUGAAAACUGUCCUCAUGCUGGGCGAUCAAAUGUUGCACAGGAUCGAAUACCUCCAUUCGAAGAACUUCAUUCAUCGUGAUAUUAAGCCGGAUAACUUUUUGAUAGGACGGGGCAAGAAAGCAGGGACCGUCUUCUUGAUUGAUUUUGGAUUAGCGAAGAAGUACCGUGAUCCGAAAACCCAUCAGCAUAUCCCGUACAAAGAGAACAAGAAUCUCACGGGAACGGCGAGGUACGCCAGUAUAAAUGCUCAUCUGGGUAUCGAACAAUCAAGGAGAGACGAUUUGGAGGCAAUAGGAUAUGUCCUCAUGUACUUCAAUCGUGGCUCACUGCCGUGGCAAGGUAUAAAGGCAAAUACUAAGCAAGAGAAAUAUCACAAGAUCAUGGAAAAGAAAAUGUCUACUCCGGUUGAAGUGUUGACGAGAGGUUACCCUGCAGAGUUCGCGACAUAUCUGAACUAUUGCAGAGCAUUACGGUUUGAGGAUAGACCGGACUAUGCAUAUCUUCGGAGGUUGUUCAAGGAUUUGUUCAUGCGUGAAGGAUUCCAAAAUGAUGGAAUGUUCGACUGGGCACAGUUGAUCUACUCUGGGAACUCUCGAGGGAUGGCCCACGGGCAGAGGAUAAUUAACCAGGAUACCAUGGCUGAUAAGCGUCGUUCGGAUCAUCGAUUGGCACAACCGCGUACAAGAGAAGACGGCACUGGUAUGGCAUCGGCGGGGGAUACAGGGCAUCUUAAUACGGAUGGACGGCAAGCUGAUCGAAUCGCGUUGGACCGAACUACUGGCGGGAAUGCUCACAGUGGAGGUCGCCGGCAUAAGUCAAACUUCUUCGAGAAGUUGUUUGGUCCACUAUGUGGUCGAAAGAACCAGAGCGACUAGAUACGGCGAUUGGCCCCAUACUAUCAUUAUUUUCAUUGCCAUUCCACGAAAGCGGAAAUAGUAUAUUUCCAGCCGUAUCAAAGUUGCCGACGCCUCUGUCACCAAUAUGAGUGAAUCGACUACGACAGUCGUUGACUCGUCGUGGGUUCACUAUUCACUGUUUUCGUGCCACAUUUACGUGCGGGCUAGGAGUAGUUGUAGGAUAUAACCCGCUCCUCAUGAGUAAUUCUAGUAGUAAUCGUCUGCAAAUGGUCUAUAUGGCGUUGAUAUCGCUAUCGUGUGGACUCCUGCAUGGUCUGCCGCCCAUCGUCGGGUAUCUCCCUCAUCGUUACCAUUGUGAAGCUGCUGCGUAUCGUGCACUAUUGGCUUUGAAGAUAUGCAGGCUUAUAGUAUAGUAUGCCUAAUACUACUGCUUU